AUGGUGUCUUCUAAGCUUCUUGUCACCCUUGGCCUUGCUAGCCUAACUGCUGCGCAAUGCCCUUUUGCUGACCCAGGCAGAUUGGCAGCUAGAGCCGAGGGAAGCUCUCGUGAGCAUCUGGAAGACUAUGAAGUUGAUGACAGUAAGGGGUACAUGAGUUCCGAUGCCGGUGGCCCUUUUGAGGAACAAGAGAGCUUGAAGGCUGGAGAACGAGGUCCUACUCUGUUGGAAGACUUUAUCUUUCGCCAAAAGAUUAUGCACUUUGACCAUGAGCGAGUCCCCGAAAGAGCCGUCCACGCCCGAGGUGCAGGAGCUCACGGCCACUUCACCAGCUAUGGAGUACUUAAGUCUGCUAUACUUAUCACCAUUAUGGAGAUCACAGGUUGUAGUCUAUGA
Messenger RNA from Fusarium coffeatum, 396 nucleotides. RefSeq lists its product as uncharacterized. Gene Ontology annotation, molecular function: catalase activity; heme binding. Gene Ontology annotation, biological process: response to oxidative stress; hydrogen peroxide catabolic process. The transcript has 2 exons. Lineage: Eukaryota; Fungi; Ascomycota; Sordariomycetes; Hypocreales; Nectriaceae. Bases 1 to 396 code for a protein of 131 amino acids. Gene Ontology annotation, cellular component: cytosol. The record is from RefSeq and is a predicted model, not a curated record.